AUGUCCUCUGCUAUAAUGCUGUCUUUUCGAUCAUCAUACCGUACCAACCAUUCACGAACCCAUUGGCCUAAAGCCGCUAAAGGAAAAUCUAAGCCAGCUUCUGCCCCUUACGGUACCAAGAAGGCCGCCAAGAAGGACCAAAACCCUCUUUUCGAGAAGAGAUCCAAGACUUUCGGUAUCGGCGGUGAUAUCCCUCCCAAGAGAGAUUUGACCCGAUUCGUCAAAUGGCCCGAGUACGUUAGACUUCAAAGACAAAAGGUCAUCCUCAACCAACGAUUGAAGGUACCCCCCGCCAUUGCUCAAUUCUCUCAAACUCUCGACAAGAACACUGCCACCCAACUCUUCCAAUUGCUUAACAAGUACAAGCCCGAGUCCAAGCAAGAGAAGAAGGCUCGAUUACUUUCCGAAGCCGAAUCAAAGGCUAAGGAAGGUGACAAGUCCACCACUAAGGACUCCAAGAAACCUGUUUUCGCCAAAUACGGUUUGAACCACGUUAUCGCUUUGGUCGAAGCUAAGAAGGCCAAGUUGGUCGUCAUUGCCGAUGAUGUUGACCCUAUCGAACUCGUUGUCUUCUUGCCUGCUCUCUGUAGAAAGAUGGGUGUACCUUAUGUGAUCGUCAAAGGAAAGGCCAGACUUGGUUUGAUCACCGGAAAGAAGACCUCUUCUUCCGUUGCCAUCACCGAUGUUCGAUCAGAAGACCAACAAGCUCUUGCCAACCUCGUUUCUGCCGCCAAGGCCAACUACCUCGACAAGGCUGAGGACAUCAGACGACACUGGGGUGGUGGUAUCCGAGGUAACAAAUCCGUUGCCAAACUCAGAAAGAGAGCCAAGGCUCUUGGUCAAGAUGCCAAGAAGAUCGAUGUUUCCCUUUAA
Kwoniella mangroviensis CBS 8507 is the source of this 873-nucleotide messenger RNA. Its product is annotated as 60S ribosomal eL8 domain-containing protein. The transcript has 5 exons. Bases 1 to 873 code for a protein of 290 amino acids. Gene Ontology annotation, molecular function: RNA binding. Lineage: Eukaryota; Fungi; Basidiomycota; Tremellomycetes; Tremellales; Cryptococcaceae. Gene Ontology annotation, cellular component: cytosolic large ribosomal subunit. The record is from RefSeq and is a predicted model, not a curated record. Gene Ontology annotation, biological process: ribosome biogenesis; maturation of LSU-rRNA.